UUCAUUUGAUGAUUCAUUCACUCUUUUAUUCUUCUUAUUUUUAUUUGAAUAAAGACCUUUGGAGGAUUGCGAUAUGUGCUUGGGGGACAUGUUUUAUUAAAAGUGCAGAAAUUUUUGAUUAAAAAAAUAUAUUUAGAAUAUUUUUUAAACACACUACAUUUUUAUUUUUAUUUUUUUUAUAUUCUCAUUUUAAUAUAUAAGGAUGUGUAUCUAUCUGUCUGGGUGGUUGGGGUAUGAAGCAGCAUCACCACCAAAGUGAACUGCAGAUAACCUCAUGACGUGGCAGACAUAGUAUGCAAGCCUAUAUAAAAAAUCACGGUGGCCGCAUGUGCCUGGUGGUGGUCUGAGCCGCUGAUAAGGCUUUGCAGACAAUCUGACUUCAGUCUAGAUGAAGGAUGAGCUUCUCAGGCAUAGACGUUGUCCAUCCUGCUGAUGCUCCCUCGUCUCAUCGUAAACUCUUGUGCACCCUCUGGUGCUUGCUAGUCUCCCAAACUUCUUUGUGUAGCCUGCUUUGCAGAUUGUCUUCCUUGUCUGUGUGGUUGCUCAUUAUUCAGAGACAGACGGAUCUCAGGUCAUCUGCAGCUGCAGCAAAGGAGAAGCAGGAAAGAUGGCGAUCAUCCAUUAGACCGACCGGGCGCACGCAUGAAAUACGAGGACAACUUUUGGGAGGAUCGCUUGAGGAGAAGAUUGUACCAGUUUCCCUGAUUUUCCAGGGAGUUCUCCCCCUUUUUAGUGAUGGAGGUAUUGCAGUGUGACGGCUGUGACUUCCGCGCCGAGUCAUAUGAUGACUUGAAGACUCACAUACAGGAAGUGCACACUGUUUUCCUGCAGCCUGCAGAUGCAGAUGAGUCGGAUUCUCUGAAAGACGAGGAUGAAGACGAGGAGGAAGAAGGGGAAUUUGAGGAUAAGGAUGACAAGGAUUAUACGCCUUUGAAACCUGGAAUGAGCCCCAGCUCAACUGACAGUCAAAAUCAAAUAUCAGACAAGCAGACAACUGAAGCCCAUCCGCCGUUUUACCAGUGCAAGUUCUGUGUCCGUUACUUCAGAUCCAAGUCACUCUUAAGAAACCACACCAAAAAGGUGCAUAAUGUCACAGAGGAAGAUUCGAAUGCAAGUGUCUCCCCACAGUCAGCUAAACAGCCCAGUUACACAGUUAUAAUGCACAACGAUCAUUCAAAAAUGUAUUCCUGUCAGUAUUGCACAUACAAGUCUCCACGCAAGGCAAGGAUAAUGAAACACCAACUGAUGUAUCAUCACAAAGUUCCCUCAGAUACCGCUGGAGAUGCUCCAGAAUACGUCGACACUGGGGUGGAAUCUGACCCAACUAGCGGGCUCAUGAAAGGAACAUUUGCCUGCGAAUGGUGUGACUAUCAGACUGACCAGAAGGACAGCUGGACUAAUCACGUGGUGAAGGAACACAGUGACAAGGUCAAGAUAGUUUCCUGCAUUGCAGAGCUUGAAGGGGAGGCAAGUGCAAACUCACCCAAACCAGAUUCCCCCUCCUCUUCCCGUAGCCCGACUAGAUCAAACAUGAGUUUAGUUGAUGUCGGUGCAAAGGAGGAGUCAGUAGGAAAUGCAUCAGAAAAUACCCUGGAAAAGUCUGUUGCAGAGAUCUCAUCAUUUCAAUAUGCACAGAUAAGGGCGGUUACACCCAACAGCACAGGUUCCUCCAUUUUGUCUAAAAGAUUUGCAUCGUCUGAUGUUUCCAACAGUGUCACAGACCUGGAUGCAAACUUACUCAAUGAGGAAGACUCAAAGAGCAGCGUAGAGGAUGAUGAUGAUGAUGAAGAGUUGGGUGACAUAGAUGACCCCAGCUACACUGGAACCCUGUCUGCAGAUGCAAAGCAGCUAUUGACGGAUGAUGAUAAUAAAUUACUGGAGACUAAAGGAAUACCUUUCCGAAAAUACAUGAACCGAUUUCAGUGCCCUUUCUGCUCCUUCCUCACCAUGCACAGACGGAGCAUCUCCCGGCACAUUGAAAACAUUCACCUGUCUGGCAAAGCCACAGUGUAUAAAUGUGAUGAAUGCCCAUUUAUUUGCACCAGCCCUCUGAAACUAGGUACGCACAAACAGAGUCACAACUCCUCAGAUUUAGAGACCUUGGACCUAACAAGUGAUAGCCCAGAAUCUCAGAAUGACAGUACUGCAGAGCCAGUUAAUGGGAGUAAUGUAACUUCCAAAGUCAAUGGAAAAAAGACAACCAGCACACCGAACGACCAGCAGAACCCUCAUCGCUGCACACUCUGCAGCUUCUCCACCACCACUCUGAAAGGUCUGAGGGUCCACCAGCAGCAUAAGCAUUCCUACUGUGACGAUCUAGAUCCCACUGUCUUUGAAACUCAGCUGACUGACCAGGCAGAUUCUGAAGCAGAGGCAUCUCCAAUCUUUCUACAAAAAACCCAGACCUCAAUUCUAGGACUUGCCACCAAAAAGCCCUUAGUAACAGGGAAAAGAGCCAGGAAGUCCAUUAAUGACUUGCCUUUGGAUCUGUCCUCAGUCAAAAAGAGAACCAGAAUUGAUGAAAUUGCCAGUAAUCUUCAAAGUAAGAUAAGCCAAAGCCAACAGGACAUGAUCAUAAAUCUGGAUGACAUGGACGAUGAAGAUCUAGGAGAAAGUACUAGCGCUGAUGAGGACAGAAACCAGGACGUCCAAAACCCUGUCUUUGCUUACAACACACAGCAUUUUCAUGCAAGAGAAUCAGCAAUCAUUCAUGAGGGAGGCAGAAUAGGCAAAAGAAAAAGCAACCCCAAGUCAAAGCCUAGAAACAUUCCUCUAUCACUGACUUUCUCAGACGAUAGCGAAAACAUCUCUGCUGAUGCAAGUGACAGUACUGUCCAAGAAAACAUGGAAUAUUCAGAGGAUCAUGGAACUACACGUUUCUACUGCAAACACUGUGACUACCACAACAAAUCAGCUCGUAGCGUUAGCACCCAUUACCAGCGGAUGCACCCUUACAUCAAAUUCAGCUUUAAAUACAUCCUGGACCCUGAAGACCAGAGUGCCGUCUUCCGAUGUUUAGAGUGCUACAUUGAAUACACAAAUUACAACGAUCUGCACCAACACUACAUGGAUCACCACCCUGAAGCAAGCAAUGUGCUCAACUUCAACCAACCACAUCUGCUAUACAUGUGCCGCUUUUGUUCAUACACAAGCCCCAACGUCAGGAGCCUAAUGCCACAUUACCAAAGAAUGCAUCCCACAGUAAAAAUCAACAAUGCCAUGAUCUUUUCCAGUUAUAUUGUGGAGCAGACGCACAAAUCAAGUGAAUCACAAACUCUGAGGGAAAUACUGAAUUCUGGCCCUAAGAAUUUUAACUCGUCCGCUUCAGUGCCCAUGGCCUCCACAAGCCCAGUGCCGAAAUCGGUUUCCAAGUCCCCUGAAGCUAGCACUGAAACAGAACUUCUCAAAGAAACCAUGGGUGGUAAUGUUGUUGUUUAUGAUUGUGAUGUGUGUUCCUUUGCUAGCCCCAACAUGCACUCUGUUUUGGUCCAUUACCAGAAGAAACACCCAGAUCAAAAAGCGUCCUAUUUCCGUAUACAGAAAACCAUGAAAGUUGUCUCAGUCGAUCAGUCACAGCCUGUUGCCAACUCUUCAUUUAACUCCAGCAUGUCUACAACUCCGAAGAAUUCAAGUGCAGCACUGUAUGGAUCUGAUGAGGAAAUGUACUACUGUAAACACUGCGUGUACAGUAACCGAUCUGUUGUUGGUGUGUUGGUGCAUUAUCAAAAAAGACACCCAGAAGUGAAAGUGACAGCAAAGUAUAUCAAGCAUGGUGCUCCCACCCCUGGUUUGAUGAAAUUAAUGGAUGAAUUGCAAAUUGCAACCCCCAAACAGUUUUUGAAACAGUUUCAAAAUAAUGGCCAUGAUGGAUCUAAUAACUCAAGUCCCAAACCAGGAAGUUGUGAGAAGGGUGAAGACGAGCUGUUCUUUUGUCAGCACUGUGAUUAUGGCAAUCGCACUGUAAAAGGAGUGCUUAUUCACUACCAGAAAAAGCAUAGGGAAACCAAGGCAAAUGCUGACCUUGUACGUCGUCACACUGCAGUUGUACGGAGUCAGCGCGAGCGCGCACAGAUGGUUCAGUCCGGUAGUGUCUCUUCUGCUGUGACACCAGCUCCUCCAGACUCUGAAAAUGUUACACCUUUGCGUUCCCUUAAGUGCAGACACUGUUCCUAUACAUCUCCCUAUGUCUACGCCCUAAAGAAGCACCUGAAAAAGGAACACCCCACUGUGAAAGCCACAGCUAUGACCAUUUUACACUGGGCUUACCAAGAUGGCAUUCUGGAGGCAGGUUACCACUGCGAGUGGUGCAUAUACUCCCAUGCUGAACCCCAGGGUCUGUUGCUCCAUUACCAAAGACGCCAUCCUGAACAUAAUGUUGACUACACAUACAUGGCCAGCAAGCUUUGGGCUGGGCCUGAAACCACCCAACAAGGGGGCAAUUUGGAAACUAAACAUUACAAAUGCAAAGACUGUGCCUUUGAGGCCUGUACAAUAUGGGACAUCACAAGUCACUAUCAGGCAGUCCACCCCUGGGCUAUCAAGGGGGAUGAAUCUGUGCUGUUGGACAUUAUCAAGGGGAAUGGUUCGGCUGAAAACAUCCCCCAGCAGGUUGCCAAAGAACAUGCACCUCUGAAUUGCCAGUCUGUUGACGAUGAUGGAGCACUGGUCAUUUCCACCCCUCCUCAAGAAAGUAAUCCCCAUCCCUCGCACCCACGCCUUUCCAUCUCUAAUAAUCCUUAUCAGUGUACUGUAUGUCUGUCAGAGUACAACAGUCUCCACGGCCUACUCACUCACUAUGGAAAGAAGCACCCAGGCAUGAAAGUAAAAGCUGCAGAUUUUGCACAGGAGGCAGACAUCAAUCCUAGUUCCGUGUAUAAAUGUCGCCACUGUCCAUAUGUGAACUCCCGGAUCCAUGGAGUCCUAACUCACUACCAGAAAAGACACCCCUUAGUGAAAGUCACUGCAGAAGACUUUGCAGAUGAUGUAGAGCAAAUCACUGAGUUGCAUGAAGGAGAUGACAAGUUCAAAACUCAAAGGCAGGGCUAUGGCGCAUACAGAUGCAAAAUGUGCCCAUACACACAUGGGACUCUGGAGAAACUGAAAAUCCAUUAUGAGAAAUAUCACAAUCAGUCUGCUUCUGAUAUGUUUGCCACCUCUCUGACACAUUUUUCUUCCAGUAAAGACACAGAGCCAGUAGCUGAAUGCAGCGCUAGUAAUAUGUCAGGUGCAGCAAAAGUCCAGGAGGUCAGUGAAUUGGACCUUGCACUCUCUCAGUUACCCGUCAAUAAGACAGAGAAACACACUAUAUUCAAGUGUCAACUCUGCAAAUACUUCUGCUCUACCAGGAAAGGCAUUGCUCGCCACUACCGUAUCAAGCACAACAAUGUCCGUGCUCAGCCAGAGGGUAAGAACAAUGUCUUCAAAUGUGCUUUAUGUUCAUACACAAACCCUAUACGCAAGGGUCUGGCAGCACACUACCAGAAGCGGCAUGAUAUUGAUGCCUAUUAUACACACUGUCUUGCUGCUUCCAAGACUUUGAGCGAAAAGCCGAACAAAGUGGUAGCACCCCCACCACCAGAAGGGGAAAAUCCUGAAAUGAGUGAAGAUUUGCGUUUGGCUGUGGAGAGACGAAAGUGUUCUCUUUGCCCCUUCCAGGCCUUCAGCAGGAAGAGCAUAGUCUCACACUACAUUAAACGCCACCCAGGUGUCUUCCCCAAGAAGCAGCACUCUAGCAAGCUUGGUCGCUACUUUACUGUUAUUUAUGCCAAAGAACCAGAGAAGACUGCUGUCAGUGCAUUGGCAGAGGAGGACAAGGAGAUGCUGGAGGUUCCGCUUGAACCUGAGGAGGACAAAGAAGUUGAAUGGCUGCCAUUCAAGUGUCUAAAAUGCUUCCGGUUGUCCUUUAGUACAGGCGAGCUGCUCUCUUUGCACUACAAUGACCACCACAGCAAUGACUUGAAGAGGGACUUUGUGGUAUCCCCUGGUCCGGAGGAUGAGGACUCUGAGUCCGAGUUAUACCAGUGCUCCCACUGUGAGCUGAAGUUCUUGGCUCUCCCUGCUCUGGCUAAACAUCUACUGAAUCAUAAUGAGGAGUUCCAGAAGAGGGCCAUGAGACAGGAGAGACGAAGGCAGCUUCUCAGUAAGCAGAAAGCUGCAGAACUACUCGAGUCCAAACUUGAAAAGGAAAGCCUUGAAAAUAAUGUUCCCAUUGGAUUCCGGUGUAAAUUCUGUGUGGAGAUACACCCAACGCUUAGAGCAAUCUGCAACCACCUUAGGAAACACGUUCAGUACGGAGAAGUCAAAGAGGGACAUGUCAAACAGGAAGUCAGCGACGUCCCCCUGACCCUGCCUUCAGAGAGCCUAACUAAUGGCAACCUGGAGGGAGAUGAAGCCACAGACGCAGAAUGCCUUGAGAGACCUGCAGCUAUAACAAUGGGCCCAACCUUUUCCGCAGCUUCUGACGGGGUUGACAUGGAGACGCUGGAUCCAGAAACGGACGAUGCCGAAGGAAGGGCAGCGGCCCUCGUGGCUGCAGCCAGGGCUGUGGCGUCAGAGGACGAACUGAAACAGCGGUUAGUGGCAGGGGGUCACCCGUGUGCCCAGUGCGACAGAGUCUUCAUGUCCAUGCAGGGACUGAGGUCCCAUGAGAGGAGCCACUCAGCCAUGGCACUGUUCAGCAGAGAAGACAAAUACAGCUGCCAGUACUGCCAGUUUGUCUCACCCUUCAGACACAAUCUGGACAGACAUAUGCAGUCUCACCACGGGCACCACAAGCCCUUCAAGUGCAAGCUCUGCCCCUUUAAAUCUGCCUACGUGAGCCGCUUGAAGAGCCACCUGCACAAGGCACACACAGGUGAGCAGCACACAUACAAGUGCUUGUCGUGCCCCUUCUCCUCUAUGACCAUCAGCCGGCUGAAGGAGCACUCCCUGAGAGACCACGGCGAGGUCCUGACGCUCCCCAAACUCAGAGCUGCUACCCAGGCGGCGCAUGCCACCCUCAGGCUGUCCCGACUGGCCAGCAACACAGAGCAGGCUCCCUUGGCCCCGGAUGAUCCGUCAUACCUGGAACCGGCCGACGUCCGUCAGCAGCUCAGCCACUACCAGCUGGCCUCCCGCGGUCAAAUGUCUUCCGGCUCGACGCCCGGUGGCUCAACCCUGGUUGACAAUCGUCCGGAUACUGUCCUCAAGUGCGAGUUCUGCGAGUUCAGCUCUGGGUACAUGCAGAGUCUGCGCCGGCACUACAGGGACCGCCACGGUGGCAAGAAGCUCUUCAAGUGCAAAGACUGCUCCUUUUUCACCUGCUACAAGAAUACGUUCACCAUGCAUGUGGAGGCAGGUCACAACAACAAUGCACCCGAGGACCUUCCUAAAGACCUGCGCUGCCCUCUCUGCCUCUACCACACCAAACACAAGAGCAAUAUGAUUGACCACAUUGUUCUGCACAGAGAGGAGCGCGUGGCUCCGCUGGAGGUCAGCCGCUCCAAGCUGUCGCGCCACCUCCAGGGCCUGGUGUUCCGUUGCCACAAAUGCACGUUCACAUGCUCCAGUGACCAGGCCCUGCAGCUGCACCUGCAGAAGCACGCUGAGAUCAAGCCCUACCAGUGCCAGCUCUGCUAUUAUGACAGCAGUCGACGGAGCCAGCUGGAGGAGCAUCUACGCCUUGAGCACAAGGUUAUCAGGAACUUUGAGCUGAUGGGCCGGGUCAAUCUGGACCAGCUGCAGAUGAUCAAGGAGCGAGGGAGCAGCGCCGAGGAGGACGAGGCGAGAGAAAUUAUGGAGAUGGUAGCAGACGGAAAAGAAGCUCUGGAGGAUGAGGAAGAAGAGGAGGAGGAGGAGGAGGAUGACGACGAAAGGAUGGAAAUUAUAGAGAACAUAGGGGAGGACCAGAGAGACAUGGAUGAUGAAGAGAUGGACGACAACAUCAAGGAGGAGGAGGAGGACGUGGGGGAGGAGGAAGAAGAAGAAGAAGAGGUGGAAGAGGAGGAGGAGGAGGAAGAAGUCAAAGCAGUGGAGGAAGAGAAGCCCCCCCUGCAAGAGGUCCUUGCAUCUCCCAGCAGCAGCAGCAACAGUUCUGGGCCGAGCAGUGUAGAGAAGCGUCUUCCCUGUGAGUUCUGCGGCCGCUGCUUUACCAACAGCUUUGAAUGGGAGCGGCACGUCCUUCGACAUGGCAUGAUGGUUAACAACAGUCGACGGGACACCAGCGCCGCUUCAGCAAUAGAGGCCUCAGCUCCAUCUUCCACCGCCUCCUCGGCGUUCCCAGACACAAAACUGGACCCGUCCACCAACGGAACGGAGGACGGGCACCCCGCUGAUCUUUCUCUGACAAGUCAAAGCCAGUACGCGGAAGACAAAGAAACGCUCGACACCAAAAAGGAUCAACAGCUUGGUUGAACUGACCGUGGCCUCUUCGGGUUACUGUGCUAGAAAAAAAAACGAUAACAUUGGGUUGAAUCAGCGCUGGGUGGGAUCAGAAAAUAAGAUGUCAAAGGAAACGGAAAGGUUGAAACUUAAAGUGACUUUUUAUGAGUUGGUGCAUUAUUAGAUUUUAGGUGUUACAUAUAUAAGUAUUAGGUUGUGCUGCAUAAAACGGCUGAGCUCUUUAAAUGGGCGGUCCCCUAGGACAGAUCUUAAUAUAUUGGUAACCAAUAGUGAACAGAACUCUUUAUUGCUGACAUUCUGGUCAAAUCUACAGUGAAAGAUCCCACCUAGAUAAAAACUAAGCUAUAUAUAAAGAAUGUUGUCCAAAACAAUUAACUAAAUUUAGCAUUUUAUUAUUUUAAGCACCUUUUACACUCCUCCCAGCUCAUCCAAAAUAUGGGUACUGUACUUGCCUAAAAAGAAGAAAAGAAAAAGGUAUGAAAGCAUUUAUAAUCAUGGCCCUCUGUAGAGCUACCGUUUCUUAUUUCUCGUUGAAAUUCGAGACAGUUUUUUUUCUCCCCUCAUCUUAGCCUUGCGUUAAAUGUGUGGAAGUAUUCCUCGAGGAAGAGUCGCACCUUAUCUAUUUUAGUAAAGAAAAAAUUAACAAACAAACCCAAAAACCCACGUUUUCUCCAUUUGUAGAAGUACUUGCCCCAGUGUUUUGUAGCAAAUUGCUAUAAUUUAAGUCCCGUAAUAUUAUACUACGUAUAAGCCUUCAGCCUUCGGCACCCUGUCCAUUUUAACUGUGUUGUUUUUAUUGUCCAGUAAUUUCAGUGAUGAAAUCGUGGAAAUAAUGGGAUUAGUCUCAAGCUCCCCCUCUCCCUGUGAGAUUACAUAUAGUUUAUAGUUACCCUCUGAACUCAGCAGAUCAAUAUAGACAACAGAGAUGUGUUUCAUGUGUCAUGACUGUACCCGUUCAAGAUUCGCAUAGAAGAGGUUUUAACUGUAGUGGCGUCUCGACCAGUGGUUUACACUUGUCUUUUCAGGGUGAAAUUUGUAAGAUGGGUUUGUUGGAAUACUUGCCUUGGUGAAUUGGGUGAAUUCUCGUGAGAUUUGCAAUGUAAUGGCAGCGACGGGUGUGUUUUAGGUUUGACAACGGCGAGAGGCAACUCUUUCUUCAAAAAAAAAAAAAAAUGGCUGACAAAGAGGUUAGCACUUAACUUACACCACAGCAUCAUGAGCUUUCUAGCUUUCAAAAGUCCUCAUACCUUUUUCACCAGGUAUUAUUUUUGAAGUGCCUGCCCCCUUUUCCAGCAGACAUUUUCAGACGCAUCCUCCAGCCACGUUCUUUGAGGGAUGCCUAGUGUAUGUGGCUUGAACCCCACAGAGAUGGAUGGUGGUCUGGCUCUACAUUACAUCCGAAUCACACCGUACCACGUUCAGGCCGCGGGUCUGCUACAUACGUUUUCGAACCGGUGCACAAGUGCCUUAAAAAUGUUCCCGCUCCAAAGAUACAAAUCUAUUGGACUUAUUCUGAUGUGUGCCUUGGUGGCAAAUUGGAAAGUCUCUGAUCAAUUAGGAUGAGAUAAAAUUAAUUUGUUUUCAUUACAAUAUUGCCAAUUAAGCACCAGUACAGUAAAAUGUGGUUUAGCGCCUAUUACAAGGAUUUUGAGGCUUAAAGCAUUGAUUUAACCAGAUUACCAAAAGGAUAUUCUCCUCUCAUUGCCCCGAAGUAGUUUUUAGCCAUAUUGAUAUUUAUUUCAAGGUUUCUGCGUCUCAGAUCUUUGCUGCCGAGCUGAUCCAGUGGAAAUUAAUGGUACCAGUGCAACAGUAUCAUAACUGGAGGCUUGUAUUGAGAUAAUUAGAUUCAGAGAUGAAAUGUACGGCUGAUGCCAUGUUGAAAAGACAAGUGUAACCAGAUCAGACGCCCUUAAACCAUUCGUUUCCACAUAUAUAGAAUAUAUACUGUAUGUGACACUGGGACUUUUUUAAAGGUGUCAAAUCCCCUAGUUUAAAUACCCGUUUCAAUUCUCAUUCUGUGUGGACACAUCUGUCAUAACUUGUUUGAUUUUUUAUUUUAUUUUAUUUUUUUUGUUAUGUUGUCGUUGAUGUAGACAAAAAAAAAAAAAGGCAGAGAUUGUAUUUGCUGGAAGUUGCUGCUUGAACGCCCUAAAGCCUUAUGAGAAUAGCAAUGAAGUCUAAAAAUUUGUGUCCAAUUCCGAUAAAACUAUCAAGCAAUGUGAAUUAAAGUGGCUCCGAGAUUAAAAAUUCGUAGAGGAACACGUGUAAUGUAACUGUGUCCCUUGCGUCGAGAUAUUUCCCACGCCUGCUGUGUUUGCUGCUGUAAUCGUCACUGAACUAUUGAGGGGAAAUGGCAAAUCUGUUUCUGGACCGUUAGGAUUCUGUGGAGUUCUGUGGGUGGAGCCCCGCUGAACUACACGUCUGCAGCCAUGUAUAGAAAACAAAACUACUCGUUAAGUGUUUGAACUGUGGUGUUUCAGAACGGAUUAUUUAACCCCCCUCUUUUUUUUUCCUUUAGGUGUUCUCAUUUUUUUAAAAAAGAAAUUACAUAAAAAAGAAAAAAAAAGGAUUAUAGCUAACCCUUUGGGGUGUUUGCGACCCCAAUCCAACAUUUUUACGCUGUUGUCUGGUUACGAUGAAAAAUAUCCCUUUUUUUUUUGUACUGUAAUGGGAAUGAGCAGAUAGGAAGCGCAGUGUGGUUGUACAAUAUUGAGCAUAAAGGAAAUGUAUGCAGUUCUCCACUAACUAAUGGCUGGGGGCUUUUAUUGUGAAGAUGAAGGAAGAUAACCGUUGUUCCUUUGGGAGCUUUUGUCUAAACCGCUUGGCCGACAUCUGCAGCGGCCUACAGUCCUUUGAGAUCUACCACAUACAAUCCAAACCGUGACACUCCAGUAUCUUUUCUCUAUGACCAGUAAGGGCAUUAGCUCACUUAGUCCUAGUGCACCCGCCCACAUUUGACCCACUCAACAGUACGUAGCGGUCCUCCAGCUUCUCAGCUGCUUUCAAAACCAGUCGGUGAGUCGGUGCUGAAUCUCAAAGCCCUAUUUCUGUUCUGCAGGUCCAGCUGCGGGUGUAGUUCCUGGAAAGUAAAACCGUUGUUGUAGAAAUAAGCUUUGUAAAGGCAGCUUGUUGCCCAGUCUGAAAACCCAGCGAGGUGAAUUGCGACGCUCUGGAAAGACGAAGCUGUCAACCCAAAUUAGUUUGUUGUUCUGUGAUCAUUUUGUUAGAAAAUGACUAUGAAUCCCUCACUGUGUGCAGUCGCUAUAGACUGUGAUAUUCCCAGUUUUACCCAAAGUAACGCCCCCUGCUGACGACACACUGGAUACUUGUAUAUAUGUUUAGUUUGUUUCCGACGCAUUUCUCUUUUCAGACUGUUGUCUCCAUAGUUUGACACUAGAAUCUCUCCUUCUUGCCUUUCUCCCAUAUAAAUCUGAUUACCUGAUGGUGGGUUGUGAUGUUGCCUAGAAUGAUUGUUUACAAUUUUAUUCCAUUUAUCUCUGGAUAUUCUGUAAAUAUUGUAAUUCAUUGUCUUUUUUUAACUUGAUAAUAAAGUUAUCAGAUAACAGCUAA
This is a messenger RNA of Mugil cephalus (flathead mullet), 11949 nucleotides long. It is a transcript of the gene znf462, whose product is annotated as zinc finger protein 462. The record is from RefSeq and is a predicted model, not a curated record. Gene Ontology annotation, cellular component: nucleus. The transcript is spliced from 13 exons. Gene Ontology annotation, biological process: regulation of gene expression. The coding region runs from base 736 to 8391 and encodes 2551 amino acids. Lineage: Eukaryota; Metazoa; Chordata; Actinopteri; Mugiliformes; Mugilidae.